This is a messenger RNA of Mus caroli (Ryukyu mouse), 4038 nucleotides long. RefSeq names its product leptin receptor (gene Lepr). The record is from RefSeq and is a predicted model, not a curated record. Gene Ontology annotation, molecular function: protein binding; cytokine receptor activity. Gene Ontology annotation, cellular component: membrane; external side of plasma membrane. Lineage: Eukaryota; Metazoa; Chordata; Mammalia; Rodentia; Muridae. Gene Ontology annotation, biological process: cytokine-mediated signaling pathway.
CUGAGCCAGCGGCACAGAGCCCAGGCAUCCCUGCCUUACACCACUCCGGGACACAGGUGGGACACUCUUCUAGUCCUCAAUCCCUGGCGCGAGGCCACCCAAGCAACGCAGGACGCAGGACGUUUGGGGACCAGGCAGCAGACUGGGGCGGUACCUGCGGAGAGCCACGCAACUUCUCCAGGCCUCUGACUACUUUGGAAACUGCCCGCGGCUGCGACAUCAACCCCUUAAGUCCCGGAGGCGGAAAGAGGGUGGGUUAGUUUGAAAGACACAAGGAAGAAAAAUGUGUUGUGGGGCGGGUUAAGUUUCCCACCCUCUUCCCCCUUCCCGAGCAAAUUAGAAACAAAACAAAUAGAAAAGCCAGCCCUCCGGCCAACCAAAGCCCCAAGCGGAGCCCCAGGCUCCGGGGCACUCCUUUAAAAGGAUUUGCUGCGGUGAGGAAAAAACCAGACCCGACCGAGGAAUCGUUCUGCAAAUCCAGGUGUACACCUCUGAAGAAAGAUGAUGUGUCAGAAAUUCUAUGUGGUUUUGUUACACUGGGAAUUUCUUUAUGUGAUAGCUGCACUUAAUCUGGCAUAUCCAAUCUCUCCCUGGAAAUUUAAGUUGUUUUGUGGACUACCGAACACAACCGAUAACUCCUUUCUCUCACCUGCUGGAGCCCCAAACAAUGCCUCGGCUUUGAAGGGGGCUUCUGAAGCAGUUGUUGAAGCUAAAAUUAAUUCAAGUGGUAUCUACGUUUCUGAGUUAUCCAAAACAGUCUUCCACUGUUGCUUUGGGAAUGAGCAAGGUCAAAACUGCUCUGCACUCACAGACAACACUGAAGGGAAGACACUGGCUUCAGUAGUGAAGGCUUCAGUUUUUCGCCAGCUAGGUGUAAACUGGGACAUAGAGUGCUGGAUGAAAGGGGACUUGACAUUAUUCAUCUGUCAUAUGGAACCAUUAGCUAAGAACCCCUUCAAGAAUUAUGACUCUAAGGUCCAUCUUUUAUAUGAUCUGCCUGAAGUCAUAGAUGAUUCGCCUCUGCCCCCACUGAAAGACAGCUUUCAGACUGUCCAGUGCAACUGCAGUCUUCGGGGAUGUGAAUGUCAUGUGCUGGUACCCAGAGCCAAACUCAACUAUGCUCUUCUGAUGUAUUUGGAAAUCACAUCUGCCGGUGUGAGUUUUCAGUCACCUCUGAUGUCACUGCAGCCCAUGCUUGUUGUGAAACCCGAUCCACCCCUAGGUUUGCAUAUGGAAGUCACAGAUGAUGGUAAUUUAAAGAUUUCUUGGGACAGCCAAACAAUGGCACCAUUUCCACUUCAAUAUCAGGUGAAAUAUUUAGAGAAUUCUACAAUUGUAAGAGAGGCUGCUGAAAUUGUCUCAGCUACAUCUCUGCUGGUAGACAGUGUGCUUCCUGGAUCUUCAUAUGAGGUCCAGGUGAGGAGCAAGAGACUGGAUGGUUCAGGAGUCUGGAGUGACUGGAGUUUACCUCAAGUCUUUACCACACAAGAUGUUGUGUAUUUUCCACCCAAAAUUCUGACUAGUGUUGGAUCGAAUGCUUCCUUUCAUUGCAUCUACAAAAACGAAAACCAGAUUAUCUCCUCAAAACAGAUAGUUUGGUGGAGGAAUCUAGCUGAGAAAAUCCCUGAGAUGCAGUACAGCAUUGUGAGUGACCGAGUUAGCAAAGUUACCUUCUCCAACCUGAAAGCCACCAGACCUCGAGGGAAGUUUACCUAUGAUGCAGUGUACUGCUGCAAUGAGCAGGCGUGCCAUCACCGCUACGCUGAAUUAUACGUGAUCGAUGUCAAUAUCAAUAUAUCAUGUGAAACUGACGGGUACUUAACUAAAAUGACUUGCAGAUGGUCACCCAGCACAAUCCAAUCACUAGUGGGAAGCACUGUGCAGCUGAGGUAUCACAGGCGCAACCUGUAUUGUCCUGAUAGUCCAACUAUUCAUCCUACGUCUGAGCCCAAAAACUGCGCCUUACAGAGAGACGGCUUUUAUGAAUGUGUUUUCCAGCCAAUCUUUCUAUUAUCUGGCUAUACAAUGUGGAUCAGGAUCAACCAUUCUUUAGGUUCACUUGACUCUCCACCAACGUGUGUCCUUCCUGACUCUGUAGUAAAACCACUACCUCCAUCUAACGUAAAAGCAGAGAUUACUGUAAACACUGGAUUAUUGAAAGUAUCUUGGGAAAAGCCAGUCUUUCCAGAGAAUAACCUUCAAUUCCAGAUUCGAUAUGGCUUAAGUGGAAAAGAAAUACAAUGGAAGACACAUGAGGUAUUCGAUGCAAAAUCAAAGUCUGCCAGCCUGCUGGUGUCAGACCUCUGUGCAGUCUAUGUGGUCCAGGUUCGCUGCCGGCGGUUGGAUGGACUAGGGUAUUGGAGUAAUUGGAGCAGUCCAGCCUACACACUUGUCAUGGAUGUAAAAGUUCCUCUGAGAGGGCCUGAAUUUUGGAGAAAAAUGGAUGGGGACGUUACUAAAAAGGAGAGAAAUGUCACCUUGCUUUGGAAGCCCCUGACGAAAAAUGACUCACUGUGUAGUGUGAGGAGGUACGUGGUGAAACAUCGUACUGCCCACAAUGGGACAUGGUCAGAAGAUGUGGGAAAUCAGACCAAUCUCACUUUCCUGUGGACAGAACCAGCACACACUGUUACAGUUCUGGCCGUCAAUUCCAUCGGCACUUCCCUUGUGAAUUUUAACCUUACCUUCUCAUGGCCCAUGAGUAAAGUGAGUGCUGUGGAGUCACUCAGUGCUUAUCCGCUGAGCAGCAGCUGUGUCAUCCUUUCCUGGACACUGUCACCUGAUGAUUAUAGUCUGUUAUAUCUGGUUAUUGAAUGGAAGGUCCUUAAUGAAGAUGAUGGAAUGAAGUGGCUUAGAAUUCCUUCGAAUGUUAAAAAGUUUUAUAUCCACGAUAAUUUUAUUCCCAUCGAGAAAUAUCAGUUUAGUCUUUACCCAGUAUUUAUGGAAGGAGUUGGAAAACCAAAGAUAAUUAAUGGUUUCACCAAAGAUGCUAUCGACAAGCAGCAGAAUGAUGCAGGGCUGUAUGUCAUUGUACCCAUAAUUAUUUCCUCUUGUGUCCUACUGCUUGGAACACUGUUAAUUUCACACCAGAGAAUGAAAAAGUUGUUUUGGGAUGAUGUUCCAAACCCCAAGAAUUGUUCCUGGGCACAAGGACUGAAUUUCCAAAAGCCUGAAACAUUUGAGCAUCUUUUUACCAAGCAUGCAGAAUCAGUGAUAUUUGGUCCUCUUCUUCUGGAGCCUGAACCCAUUUCAGAAGAAAUCAGUGUCGAUACAGCUUGGAAAAAUAAAGAUGAGAUGGUCCCAGCAGCUAUGGUCUCCCUUCUUUUGACCACACCAGACCCUGAAAGCAGUUCUAUUUGUAUUAGUGACCAGUGUAACAGUGCUAACUUCUCAGGGGCUCAGAGCACCCAGGUAACCUGUGAGGAUGAGUGUCAGAGACAACCCUCAGUUAAAUAUGCGACUCUGGUCAGCAACGAUAAACUAGUGGAAACUGAUGAAGAACAAGGGUUUAUCCAUAGUCCUAUCAGCAAGUGCAUCUCCAGUAAUCUUUCCCCACGGAGGCAGUCUUUCUCUAGCAGCUCCUGGGAGACAGAGGCCCAGGCAUUUUUCCUUUUAUCAGACCAGCAACCCACCAUGAUUUCGCCACAACUUUCAUUCUCGGGGUUGGAUGAGCUUUUGGAACUGGAGGGAAGCUUUCCUGAAGAAAAUCACAGGGAGAAGUCUGUCUGUUAUCUUGGAGUCACCUCCGUCAACAGAAGAGAGAGUGGUGUGCUUUUGACUGGUGAGGCAGGAAUCCUGUGCACAUUCCCAGCCCAGUGUCUGUUCAGUGACAUCAGGAUCCUCCAGGAGAGAUGCUCACACUUUGUAGAAAAUAAUUUGAGUUUAGGGACCUCUGGUGAGAACUUUGUACCUUACAUGCCCCAAUUUCAAACCUGUUCCACGCACAGUCACAAGAUAAUGGAGAAUAAGAUGUGUGACUUAACUGUGUAAUCUCAUCCAAGAAGCCUCAAGGUUCCAUUCCAGUAGAGCGUGUCAUGU